AUGCGAGGAACUGCUGGAGUGCUUGCCGUGGCAGUGACUGCACUGCUUGUCUGUUGCAGCGCUGAUCCUCACCAGGAACAAGACGUGUCUGGCAACGAUCAUACCUCUGGGGAACGCUACGAUGCCGCCGAGUAUAAACAAAAAGAAGAUAUUGCCGACAUUUUACGAUUUCUUGUACGUUAUGAAAAUCGUAAUCUAAACGGAAUUGGAGGAAGUUCGCUUAUUGGAAGAAAUGCGAAUGGAAUUGAGGGAGGCGCAUUUUCGAGCAAGCAUUUGGGCGGGCUUGGAGGAUCCACUCUUAUCGGUAGAAAUUUGAACCAUUUAAGAGGAUCUAGCAUGUUACAGAGUGGAAACGUUCAUGGUCUUGGCGGAUCAAGUCUCAUUGGAAAAAAUCUUAACGGUAUUGGAGGAUCUACAUUAUUGGGAAGAAACGCUGAAGGGGAUAAAACAGAAUCUACAAGAUUUCUCGAUCCUCUUGGAGGUAGCAACUUUGUGCGUAACUUAGACUCCCUUGGAGGAGCUAAUUUUGUCAGAAACUUAGACUCUCUUGGAGGAGCUAAUUUUGUCAGAAACUUAGAUUCGCUCGGUGGAGCUAAUUUUGUCAGAAACUUAGACUCGCUUGGUGGUGCCAAUUUUGUAAGGAACUUGGACUCGCUCGGUGGCGCGAACUUCGUAAGAAAUUUGGAUUCCUUGGGCGGGGCCAACUUUGUGAGAAACUUAGAUUCACUCGGAGGAGCGAAUUUCGUGAAGAGGAAUCUUGACCAGCUAGGUGGUCCUAACCUCGUCAAGCGUAAUCUUGAUUCUUUGGGAGGUGGUAACUUGGUACGAAACUUAGAUGCUCUGGGAGGGGCUAACUUUGUUUAA
Molecule: messenger RNA, 864 nt
Organism: Bombyx mandarina (wild silkworm)
Lineage: Eukaryota; Metazoa; Arthropoda; Insecta; Lepidoptera; Bombycidae
Gene: Ork
Product: orcokinin
Source: RefSeq, a predicted model, not a curated record